AAAUUUCCUAGAAACAUGAUAUAACAAUAUUCUAAUACAUAGCUUUUCCAUAUAGACAAUAAUACUUUGACCAACAAGACUACUAUAAAAGGUUUUUAGCACCUAUAGUUUUUCCAUUACAAUCUAAUCAGAUGGAGAUUGACUUAUCAAAGAUUACUCUUCGUCCAUUCAAGCUGGAGGAUGCUGAUGAUUUUCUCUCGUUUGCCAGUGAUGAACAAGUCACAAGACAUCUUAGGUGGAAGACCUUGACUUCCAAGGAAGAAGCACUGACACACAUCAAGGAUGUAUGCAUACCACACCCAUGGCGAAGAUCAAUAUGCAUCGACGACCGUUCAAUCGGGUUCGUCUCGAUCUUCCCCUUCUCCGGUGAUGACAGGUGCAGGGCUAAUUUCGGAUUUGGAGUUGCAGUGAAGUACUGGGGACAUGGGGUUGCUACAAAGGCAGUGAAAAUGGCAGCGUCCCAAUUUUUUGUUGACUUCCCUGGUGUGGUGAGGCUUGAAGCCUUUGUUGAUGUGGACAACAAGGCCUCCCAAAGGGUUGUCGAGAAAGCUGGGUUCCAAAAGGAGGGGAUGUUGAGGAAAUAUGCAUAUCUUAAAGGCAAACUUAGAGAUUUGUAUGUGUUUAGCCUUUUAUCCACUGAUUUUCCUACUGCUGAAAGGGGUUCAAAGUGAUUUAGUCAAUGUCUAAAGAUGUAAGAUCAUAUGAUUGUAUCAUGAAAUAUAAGAAAUUUUUGUUUUUCUA
Theobroma cacao (cacao) is the source of this 741-nucleotide messenger RNA. The record is from RefSeq and is a predicted model, not a curated record. NCBI's taxonomy places the organism in Eukaryota, Viridiplantae, Streptophyta, Magnoliopsida, Malvales, Malvaceae.